Drosophila bipectinata is the source of this 1439-nucleotide messenger RNA. It is a transcript of the gene Arf6, whose product is annotated as ADP-ribosylation factor 6. Gene Ontology annotation, biological process: intracellular protein transport; vesicle-mediated transport. Lineage: Eukaryota; Metazoa; Arthropoda; Insecta; Diptera; Drosophilidae. Gene Ontology annotation, cellular component: cytoplasm. The record is from RefSeq and is a predicted model, not a curated record. Gene Ontology annotation, molecular function: GTPase activity; GTP binding.
UUGUUGUUUUUCCACCUCUAACUAAAUAUAUAAGUACAGAGAUUAGUGCAAAAUUGUUGUUGUUAGAUUAGUUUUUGGCCAUUGUGAGCCAGCAAAUGCACUCAAUUGGCACUACAUGUUAAAGGAUAUUGGCUUCUCGCGGAUCCGGAUCAAAUUGUCCAGGCAGCAGGAAGCGGGGCGUACCAGCGGUCGUCGAGAAUCUGGAUUGGCUAAGGUUUAAUGGAUGACACAUCACCAUGGGAAAGCUACUAUCAAAAAUUUUCGGCAACAAAGAAAUGCGAAUUCUUAUGCUCGGACUGGACGCAGCUGGCAAAACAACGAUUCUGUACAAACUGAAACUAGGGCAAUCAGUUACAACGAUACCCACUGUGGGCUUUAACGUGGAAACCGUCACCUACAAGAACGUCAAGUUCAACGUAUGGGAUGUCGGUGGACAGGAUAAGAUUCGACCGCUCUGGCGACACUACUAUACGGGAACACAGGGUCUUAUUUUCGUAGUGGACUGUGCGGACCGGGAUCGAGUGGAUGAGGCGCGCACGGAGCUGCAUAGGAUAAUUAACGAUAGGGAGAUGCGUGACGCCAUCAUUCUGAUAUUUGCUAAUAAACAGGAUCUGCCUAAUGCAAUGAAACCCCAUGAAGUCCAGGAAAAACUAGGUUUAACUAGAAUAAGAGAUCGCAAUUGGUAUGUACAACCGUCAUGUGCCACAUCCGGCGAUGGCCUAGCCGAGGGCCUGAUUUGGUUAACGUCGAACCAUAAGUUAUGAGAGUCGUAAUUGAGCAUUUUCUUAUAUGUAUGUAUAUGGCAUGUAUUAUUCGAAGCGAAGCAAAAGCAAAAUAUUCUAUUUUAUUUAUACGAAGAAAAAAAACAGAAAACAGAGAGAAAAACCGAUACAUUAAACCGCAAGCGCAUAGUAAAGAAGCCCAAUUCGUAACCUACGAACGUACAUAACUUAACAAAAGUGUUAAAAAUGGUAUAUAGAAGUCAGAUUUAGAUAUAUAUAACGAUUAUAUAUAUUCUCUCAAUUAACCAACCAAUAUUCUCACUAGUAAUGAUACACAUACAGAAUAAACGAAGCAUCAACAAUAUAAGCAACCAAUAAAUAUGCGUAAAAUAAAUUAUGCGUGAAGCACAGAGAUAUAAAGCAAAACAUCAACGGAGAUUAGUGUUAAGUAAGUUUUUCUUGUAAAUUAUAUUGAUGAGACAUGUAAGCAAUAAGUUGAAAGCUUGUUUAUUGCAACUGUUACUAUAUAUUUGACUUGAACAAGGGUAACGAGUCUUAAAUAAAUUGUAAAUAAAUAUUCAAAUUAAAGCCCAUAUACAACAACAAACAAAAUAAAUGAAAACACCGAACAAACGAUUGAACAAACCUAUAGAUUGCUAUUUAGAUUAAAACUGAGUCUUCAAAAAUAUAAAGAAAUAGUAACUGUGCCUUCCUCAA